This is a messenger RNA of Trichobilharzia szidati, 2684 nucleotides long. Lineage: Eukaryota; Metazoa; Platyhelminthes; Trematoda; Strigeidida; Schistosomatidae. The record is from the annotation of a GenBank genome assembly.
UAAUCAUUUACACUAGCUACAUGUACAAUGAUGAGUAUAUAUUUUUAAAGGCUGACAGUUUGAUGUAAAGUCCCUUAUUUGUAAUUGAUUGGUGAAUGAUGUUAAUUUAUCGUUCAAUAUUUUGAAGAGUGCCUAGCUUAACCAAUUAACAAGUCAUGUCAAAAAUUGACUUCAUUGGUUACUUAAAUGAAAGUAAAGUGCAAAAUAAGCUUUUAUGGAACUGAUUCGCGUCAGUCAGUUUAGCUGGAUAUUUUAGAUUCAAGCUUGUAUGAGAUUACAACAUCCGGUACUGAGUUUUGUGGAGGCUAUCUAUACACUACUAAUAAAUAAUAUCGAGAAGUGCUACUGAUCAGCCUUUACGAAAAUGACGAAGAAAUCCUCUAAGGCUUUAAAAUAUGUGUUUUACAGGUAAGUUCUAUGAUUAUUACAAUUUUAUUUCCUAAAAUAUGACACCAAUGAUUUUAAUGUGUUUAUAAUGCAUGCACCAUAUUGUUAUUAGUCAGUGUCAACAGUAUUUGUUGUACAAGCUGUGAGUUCACAAAAACAACAAUACACUGGAUAAAUAUAACACAGUAGAUGCAAUGAACUUUAAAUACUGUCAUAGUAAAUCAGGAAGUAAAACGAAUUUCACGGGAUUUCAGAAACGCUUUAGUCAUAAUUGCUAGUAAGCCGAAAGCCAGGGUCCAAGACUCCAAUCAGAGUGAUAUCUGAUGUCCAAAAUCAGCAGAAAGAGGAUCUUUAUCAUCAUACUAGUGAGUGCGUUGCGGAUUUGAUUGACAAACUUUAAUCGUUGGUUUCUUUUAAUAACUACACUGGAUCUUAUAUAGUGGAGAAGUGGUAUAUCUUUCUUUAAAUAAUUCCACUUGGUUAUCAUUGAACUGGAAUAUCUUCCUUUUGCCAAAAGCCUUGAAAUAUCUUCAAAAUUGAACUACAUAGCCAGUUAUGUACAGCGCUGUCACUGAACAAGGACUACCUUACUAUACACGAACACAAAGAGGGCGAUACAAAACCCUUUCCACUGAAGACAAGCAAAAGUUGAAGUUAGCUCAGAAGAAGGCAGCAACCCUCGAAUCAGCUACCAAUUCUGUACGGAUAACAAUUGGACUCAUCACCACUCUGGUUGUGGGUUAUUUGUCUGACAGAUUCGGUCGUCGAGUGGCUAUUGGAGUAUUACUAGUUGGUGAAACUCUCCAUGUCGGCUUAGUCAGUUUGAUUGUAUUGCUGAAAUUGAAUCUGUGGUUAGUAAUAUUACCGGGAUUCUUUGAAGCUAUUCUCGGUGGUGGUCUCUUAUCACUGUUUGGUCAGGUUGCGGCUAUACUUACUGACAUUUGCAGACCAGAAAAAGAAGAAGAAAACAAUACAAGUGCGAAAAAGAUUCAGUCAGUUGACAGAGAACUAUGGAUAUUAUUCACAGUCUUUGAUGGAAUAGCAAGUUUGAGUAUAUCUGCAGGUUCACCAAUAGGAGGUGCACUGAUCUAUCGUUUCAGUUUCCAGGUAGCAGUGUUCACCUCGUUAGCUUUACUUGCUCCAAGCUUAAUUUUGAUAUUUUGCCUACCUGAGACAAAUAUGAAUAGAGGAAAGAAAAUCGUCAAAGUUGAUUCUGUUCCAGAUAUAAAAAUUGAUGGUUCCCUUGACGAUACACGUAGCAUACCAAUGCAGUUUGACAAAAGCCUAAAAGGAAGAAUUGCAGAAAAACUCCGAGACUUGAAGGGUUUAGAUCCUGUUUUGGUCAUUAUUAUGUCUGUGGUUCUCUUGGGUUCUAUUUCGGCUCUGGCGGAUUUACAAUACGUCGCUGUGUAUCUCAUGGGCCCUCCUUUCCUAUGGAGUCCAGAACGCGUUGGACUGUAUUCUGGUAUAACAGAUGUUACAGCAGCUGUCAUCUCAGUUGUAUUCACUAUUGUGAUAAUUAAAUUGGAUGAGAGGAAAAAAGCGCGUGCUAAAGCAAAUGAAGCCAACAAUGUCACAAACGAAAAUACACAAGAAACUCAAAGAAUAGAAAAGCAUUACACUCGGCAAAUGAAUUUACUUGUUGUAGUACUUGCUAUCUCACUGCUAAUGCUAAUAAUAAAUCGUACAGCUGUUGGUCUUGCUCACAAAUUCCAGUUACCGACAGCAGAUAUAAUAAUUUAUGUUGCUGCCGUCCCGAGAUUAAUGAAAAGUUUCUGCAUUCCCCUAGCUCGAACGAUGUUUUCAAUCUGCACUCCUCCAAGUAAACAAGGCAUGAUCCAGUCAGUUGGGGCAUUUGUUUCUCGAAUCGGUUUUCUGAUUAGCCUGACAGUACUUCCUGCUAUAUAUGCGGCAACUGUGUUAACAUUCCCGGAAACUGUGUUUAUUGUUGUGGUGAUUUUGAUUGCAAUAACGCUUAUUAUUGACCUGUGCAUCCCAAUUGUGAUUAAAAGGGAGAAUGCCAAACUGAAAGCUGCUUCAUAGUGUAAGAAAGAAAAAUCAACUGAAUAAAUUUUAUUGAAACUGUGCUCUCCAACUACAGAACAUUGUCCACUACGAUAAAUGCAUUAGAUAUACAGAAUUCAAAUACAAUUCCCUCUCUGCUGUUCAUUACAGAUUUCCUAGAAAAAAUGAAAGUAAUUUUUUGAAUAAAAAUCUUCCUGUUUAAAGUUAACUUUUAAGCGAAUUAAAACACCUUUCUUCUCAUGACAAGAUCAGGAGGUGAUAACCAAUAUGGG